Molecule: messenger RNA, 1168 nt
Organism: Chenopodium quinoa (quinoa)
Lineage: Eukaryota; Viridiplantae; Streptophyta; Magnoliopsida; Caryophyllales; Amaranthaceae
Product: homeobox-leucine zipper protein ATHB-12-like
Exons: 2
Coding region: 86-820 (244 amino acids)
Biological process (GO): positive regulation of DNA-templated transcription
Cellular component (GO): nucleus
Molecular function (GO): sequence-specific DNA binding; DNA-binding transcription factor activity, RNA polymerase II-specific
Source: RefSeq, a predicted model, not a curated record
UCUAAUACAAGACUAAAACAUAUUCAAUUCAUGAUCAUAAGUACUUGGAGUCGAGAGUGGAGUUGUUUUCACUUAUUAAAGAAAGAUGAUGAUGCAAGGAAGAGAGCCAUCCCCAGAAGCAACAGAAGCUGAAGCUGAUAUCGAGGUUGAGCCCUUGAGCGGUGAAGAAGAGCUACCAACUGCAAGGAAGAGGAGGAGUAGGAACAAGAGGAGGUUUAGCGACGAGCAAGUUAAGUCACUUGAAACUAUAUUUGAAUCGGAAACUAAGCUUGAGCCAAGGAAGAAGGUGCAAGUGGCUCGAGAGUUGGGGCUGCAGCCUCGGCAGGUGGCUAUAUGGUUUCAAAACAAACGAGCUAGGUGGAAGUCGAAGCAAAUUGAGAAGAACUACAGAGUACUCAAAUCCAACUAUGAUAAUCUAAAAGUUCGGCUAGAAGGCAUCAAAAAAGAAAGAGAGUCCUUGCUAGAACAGUUGCAGGAACUACGUAGUCUUUUAGAAAGAUCGCAUCACAGGAAGAAUGGAUGCAAGGAUUUUGAAGCCAACGACCAAGAUAUGAGCAAAGAAAAUGGUGAAAUUGUUGCAGGGAUAACAGCAAGAUCAAGCAGCUUACAGGAAGAAAUGGACAACCAAGGGGCAAUUUACUCAGACGAUGAUAAAAGUGGAAACAUAGCGUAUUUGGGGCAGGAGGAGCCUGAACUGCUGAAAGUAAGCGAGCACAUCGAUGGUUCCUUGAUAUCGCCGAUGAAAUGGUGCAGCUUUGAUGCCGGGAGUCUCUUUGACCCGACAAGUACCACUUCCCACUGGUGGGAUACCUGGACCUGAUGCAUCUAUUUACAAGAAAAUGGCAGUGUUUAGAAAUUUGCUCUUUUGAUAGGAGACGAUAACAACGAAAGUUCAGAUGGCAUUCAACCAAGGCCUUGAUUCUUAGAAGGUAACAAGGGAUUACUCACCUAUUGUAGCUUGGCGAUGCCACUGACAAUGACAAAAAUAAGUGCAGUGUUUUGUUAUUUAUGUGAUUGCAUGAUUGUGUGAGCAUCUCUGUGUCUGACUGAGAUGAGAGCUAGUUUGUAGAAAACAUUUAGAAUUCAGUAUGUAUAGAUUGUAAAUUAGUGAAAUGUUUUUAGAGAAUAAUUCACAAAUUUUAGCAUGCAUCUAUAAGUUUCAUAUUUA